This is a messenger RNA of Helobdella robusta, 1245 nucleotides long. RefSeq lists its product as hypothetical. Gene Ontology annotation, molecular function: high voltage-gated calcium channel activity; protein binding. The record is from RefSeq and is a predicted model, not a curated record. NCBI's taxonomy places the organism in Eukaryota, Metazoa, Annelida, Clitellata, Rhynchobdellida, Glossiphoniidae. Gene Ontology annotation, cellular component: voltage-gated calcium channel complex. Gene Ontology annotation, biological process: chemical synaptic transmission; neuromuscular junction development; regulation of voltage-gated calcium channel activity. The transcript has 10 exons. The annotation marks the transcript as partial.
AUGGUUAAACUUUUAAAAAUCCUAUUUGAAACUAAACAGCAAGGCUCGUUUGAGUCAAACUGCAGUCAGAAUUCUUCAAAUUUGUCCCUGGAGGAAGAGCAGGAGUCGAUCAGGAAGAAUGCUGAAAAGCUUGCACAGACAAUGCUGGAAAAAGCUCGAACAAAGCCAGUUGCCUUUGCUGUGAAGACGAACGUAAGUUACAAUGGUAGCCACGACGACGAUCCCCCACUACCCAAUUCAGUUGUCUCCUUUGUUGCUAAAGACUUCCUACACAUCAAAGACAAAUUUAACAACAACUGGUGGGUCGGUCGAUUAGUGAAAGAGGGAUGUGACUUGGGCUUCAUCCCAAGCCCGGCUCGACUUGAAAUGCUUAGGCAGUUGUCACAACAGCAGCAUUCUAAAUCUAACAAGGCGUCUGCUAAAUCUGGCUCAUCCUCUAACAUAGACAACAUUUUAUAUUCAAGGUCAUCAAACAGCUGUGGUUCCACACCACCAACGCCUGGUACUGUUAUGAAUACAUAUGUAUUUUUUAAAUUUCUAGGAGGCAAUGAUGGUAAUGAGGAUGCGGAGAGUGCAGGCAACAACGUCAAACCUGGUGUCACUUUUGGAAUUUCGGGAAAGGAAAGGAAAAAACCAUUCUUCAAGAAGCUGGAAAGCGUGCCUCCCUAUGAAGUGGUGCCUUCGAUGCGGCCGGUUGUUCUGAUUGGUCCGUCGUUGAAAGGUUACGAGGUCACCGACAUGAUGCAGAAGGCCUUGUUCGAUUUCCUCAAGAGGAAAUUUGAAGGAAGGAUAACGAUAACUCGAGUGACAGCUGACAUUUCCUUAGCCAAACGAACAUUGCUCAACAACCCCACCAAACGAGCCAUCAUGGAAAGAUCAAACAGUCGGUCUUCAUGCAUCGUUGAAGUUCAGGCAGAAAUUGAAAGAAUAUUCGAGUUGGCUCGCUGUCUGCAUCUUGUAGUGCUAGACUGCGACACCAUCAACCACCCGUCACAACUCUCCAAGACAUCACUAGCCCCCAUUCUUGUCUAUUUAAAGAUUGCCUCUCCGAAGGUUCUGCAAAAACUAAUAAAAAGUCGCGGCAAGUCCCAAAGUCGGAACAUGAAUGUUCAGCUGGUGGCCGCCGACAAACUCAACCAAUGCAAUCCCGAAGUUUUUGAUGUAAUCCUUGAUGAGAACCAAUUAGAUGAGGCCUGCGAACAUCUGGCUGAAUAUCUCGAAGCUUACUGGCGGGCUACUCACCCU